ACUUCACAGGACACAUCCUAUACUGAACUCCCCAGUGCACUAGUUUAUCACAGAAAUCUUUUACGAUUGCAUCGCACGACUUUCACUACAGAGAUCACGAUUACCCUAUUAGAAAGAAAGGAAAACCCAUCACAGGAAUUCUGCACAUCCAGUACCUUCACUUUUUCUUUGCACCGGACCCUCUUUUUACCCCCUGCACUACCAAUGGCUCUAAUCCGUCACUGUGUCACCCUACUACUCAUCUUGUGCUGCUCCAGGCUCUGUGGCGCCAUCCAGUGGCUUGGUCUCACUGUGAAUGGCAGCCGGGUGGCCUGGAAUGAGAGCGAACACUGUCGUUUGCUGGAUGGUUUAGUCCCUGAACAGUCUCAGCUCUGCAAAAGGAAUCUUGAGCUGAUGCAAAGUGUUGUUAAUGCUGCCAAACAGGCCAAGCUGACAUGCCAAAUGACAUUCUCUGACAUGCGCUGGAACUGCUCUUCAGUAGAGAAUGCACCAAACUUCACCCCUGACUUGAGCAAAGGUACCAGGGAAUCUGCCUUUGUUUACGCUCUGGCCUCUGCCACUAUCAGCCAUACCAUUGCUCGUGCUUGUGCCUCAGGGGAGCUGCCCACAUGCUCUUGUGGUGCCACCCCAGCUGAGGUGCCCGGAACAGGCUUCCGAUGGGGAGGAUGUGGGGACAACCUCCAUUAUGGCCUUAACAUGGGCUCUGCUUUCGUUGAUGCUCCAAUGAAGUCAAGCAAGUCAGGAGGGACCCAGGCCACUAAAAUGAUUAAUCUACACAACAACGCAGUUGGCAGACAGGUACUUAUGGACUCUCUGGAGACAAAGUGCAAGUGCCAUGGUGUGUCUGGAUCCUGCUCAGUGAAGACCUGUUGGAAGGGCCUCCAGGAUCUUCCCCAUAUUGCUAAUGAGCUGAAAUCUAAGUACCUUGGUGCCACCAAAGUCAUUCACAGACAGACUGGCACUCGGAGGCAGCUCGUUCCCAGGGAGCUAGACAUCAGGCCAGUGAGAGAGUCUGAGCUGGUGUACCUGGUUAGUUCCCCUGACUACUGCGCAAAGAAUCCCAAAUUGGGCUCAUAUGGAACACAAGACAGGGUGUGCAACAAGACCUCCGUUGGGAGCGACAGCUGUAACCUAAUGUGCUGCGGGCGCGGAUACAACGCAUACACGGAGACCAUCGUAGAGCGCUGUCAGUGCAAGUACUACUGGUGCUGCUAUGUCAUGUGUAAGAAAUGUGAGCGGACAGUGGAGCGAUAUGUCUGCAAGUAAAGCCAUAAUGAACUCCUCACUGUACACUACUAAAGCACUGACAGCCCUCUAUGGUUCUGCAAACAGUCCUUCCCUGGCAGUGGGAGAGGCAGAGCUGGGACUUUAAACUUCUCUUCUGGAUUAAAGCUAGGGGAAGCCAAAUGCAGCUGGUCUGAUCUGCUUGCUCAUCAAUAUAUGGGCCCUGAGUGGCUUCCAGAAACUCAAGUACGAAAUAUGUAUAGUUUCCCCUUCUGAUAUGGAACUGCCAAGCCAUCCUCUUCAGGCUGAAGUCUGAUAGCCAGUAACAACAAUGGAUUUAUUGCCAGGUCAAGGAACCCAAGUGAUACCUCUGGUGACUGAAAAUAGACUGGGUGACAUGUAAUAAUAUGUAUUUAACUAGCAGCACCAGACUGAACAUAUUUAUUAAUACACAUGACCCUCCCAUCAGGCAUUUGCCAUAUGCUGCCAAACUUUGGAGCGGUUAGUUUUCAGGGGCCUGUUAAAGAAGCCAGCAAUGUGACAUAACUUUUUUCUUUUUUUUUUCCUUUCUUUUCAAAAUGAACUUUUAAUAUUGACUGGAAAAUGAGGCACAGAUUACUCACUGGAAAUCUGAAUCUGGGACUUAGGACUCAUUAGGAUUUCGGUUACCACUUGCUAAAAGUCGCCCACUGUAUAUGUGGGUAUGUAUGUAUAUGUGUAUAACGGGAUAUGACGUUCAGAAUUUUCUGGACCUUUUUUAUCUGUAAAGUCUGAAUUUUAGACAUUGAGACAUAAAGUCUUAGAAAAUAGUUUUUUUUUAAUAUUUGUAAAUGUUCUAUUUUUUUAAUAAAAUUGAUAUUUGCUGCA
This is a messenger RNA of Xenopus tropicalis (tropical clawed frog), 2091 nucleotides long. RefSeq names its product wingless-type MMTV integration site family, member 11B (gene wnt11b). Gene Ontology annotation, biological process: Wnt signaling pathway. The transcript has 5 exons. The coding region runs from base 205 to 1266 and encodes 353 amino acids. The record is from RefSeq and is marked provisional. Gene Ontology annotation, molecular function: signaling receptor binding. NCBI's taxonomy places the organism in Eukaryota, Metazoa, Chordata, Amphibia, Anura, Pipidae. Gene Ontology annotation, cellular component: extracellular region.